UCAGCCUCAGCUUCAGCCCCGCCCCCGGGUCCUCUCAAUGGUUUUCCCGGCGGCCCUUUCGCUAACGGCCACCAAGACUUCCGGAGCGAGGUGACGUCCGAGCGUUCGUUCCUACGUAAACACACAACCGGGGUUGUAGGUUCCAAGUGCAGUGAGUGACCAUUGCUAGGCGGACACAGUUCAGUGAAGAAAGACCCAAGAAUAGAUCCGACUGGCGGGAGGUAGUUAACUGAAAGGAAUCUCUGCCCCACUGCUGCAGCCAAACCAGAUGCCUUCUUCCACUUCACCAGACCAAGGAGAUGACCUGGAGUCCUGUGUUUUAAGAUUUUCAGACUUGGAUUUAAAAGACACAAGUCUUAGCGAUCCCAGUAGCUGUCUCAAAGCAGAGUUAGAUCACAGUACAAAGAAGAAAUACUCCUUUGCAAAGAAAAAGGCAUUUGCUCUUUUCGUCAAAACCAAAGAAGUUCCAGCAUCUCCUUUUGAAUGUAAGGAAAAAUGGUGGAAAUGUUGUCAACAACUAUUCAAGGACCAGAUCAGCAUCCAUAGACAUGUGGCAACACAACAUGCCGAUGAAAUUUGUCACCAAACUGCUUCUGUUUUAAAGCAGCUGGCUGUGACAUUAAGCUCCUCAAAGGGUCUUAAGUCUGCAGACAAAAGGAACCUUCUAAAAGAGUACCUCACUCAUGACCACGAAGUGUCUGCUUGGCUCCCUGAUAUUAGCUGCUUUAGUCCUGAUAAGCUGAUAGGUGGCCAGGGCAUUGACGGAGGGGAGGUGCUACUUUAUUACUGCUACUGUGACCUGCAGGAUCCCCACUGGAUCUGUGCCUGGCAGACAGCUCUGUGUCAGAACCUGCACCUCACAGGCAAGGUUCGAAUCGCUAAAGAAGGAAUCAAUGGGACAGUUGGUGGAAGCAAAUUGGCUACCAGACUCUAUGUGGAAGUCAUGCUUUCCUGCCCAUUGUUUAAGGACUACCUGUGUAAGGAUGAUUUUAAGACCAGCAAAGGAGGAGCUCACUGUUUUCCAGAAUUGCGUGUUGGUGUAUUUGAAGAAAUCGUGCCCAUGGGGAUUAGCCCCAGUAAGAUCUCCUACAAGAAGCCUGGAAUCCAUUUAUCCCCAGGUGAAUUUCAUAAAGAAGUAGAAAACUUUUUAACUCUGGCAAAUCAAGAACAAAGUGAUACUAUCCUACUGGACUGCAGAAAUUUCUAUGAAAGCAAAAUAGGACGGUUCCAGGGCUGCUUAGCCCCAGACAUCAGGAAGUUCAGUUACUUCCCUAGCUAUGUUGACAAAAACCUAGAGCUUUUCAGAGAGAAGAGGGUGCUGAUGUACUGCACUGGGGGCAUUCGUUGUGAGCGGGGUUCAGCCUACCUCAAAGCCAAGGGAGUGUGCAAAGAAGUGUUCCAGCUCAAAGGUGGCAUCCACAAGUACCUGGAAGAGUUUCCUGAUGGUUUUUACAAAGGGAAGUUGUUUGUUUUUGAUGAGCGCUUUGCCCUUUCCUACAACAGUGAUGUAGUGUCAGAAUGUUCAUACUGUGGAGUCCAGUGGGACCAGUAUAAACUCUGUUCAACUCCCAAGUGCCGCCAACUCGUCUUGUCCUGCCCUGCCUGCCGAGGACAGGGGUUCACAGCCUGUUGUGUCACAUGUCAGGACAAAGGGAGCAGGCAGGCUUCAAGCCCAGCGCAGAACAGCUUUAAAGAGGAAUGUGAGUGUACAGCCCGACGGCCACGCAUACCCAGGGAACUUUCACUGCAGGCAUGACUCCUUGUGAACCGAGAGCCAGGACCCGAUGUUGGUGAAGAUGAACAAUUGCUUAUGUGAGCAGCACCUUCAGCAUUUUCCCCAAUCCUUCACAAAGCUAGCUUUGGGGCAUCCAUGUAUAGGAGAAUAUCAAGGCUGCAGCAACAGAGAACUGGAGAACUUCAGUGCUGGCCAAUGCCACCAGGGCCAACUGGUCACCAUAUUGGGCACCUACACUUCACAGGGGGAGGGGAGAGGGAGUUGGGUGCUAUCUGACCACUUACCUGAGAUAUUCUGACUCAGAAGAUACUAAAGUACAGUAAAAUGGUGAGCUGUGGGGGAUCCCAUAGCUGCUGAAGGAUAGAGUCUUGAGCCUGGUGACCAUGUUAUGCCCUUUCUCUGCCAUGUAACAGGUCUGUUGGUAGACACUGCUCUUGUCAUCAAACCUGCCAAUCUUAGUAGCAAAAAUGUGAAAGUUGUGACCCUGGGAGUGGACUUCUCUGAACCAGGCCAUUUAGGCCAUCUGCCACCCAGCCCUGCCACCAUCUUUUCUCUGACAGCCUGAGAGCAUCUAGACCAGGGGUCUAGGGCAUGGCAUUUGGCCCACUUCCUGUUUUUGUAAAUAAAUUUUUACUGGAACACAGCCACAUCCAUUCUAUUCCUUUGCAUAUGAUCUAUGGCUGCUUUUGCACUACAGUAGCAGAGUGGAGUAGCUGCAGCAGAGAUUGUGUGGCCCACAAUGUCUAAACGUUUACCAUCUGGCCUUGUACAGAGAAAGCUUGCCAGCCUCUGAUCUAGACCAACAGCUUAUCUGAUGGAGCAGAUGGCCUUAAGGAUGAGGUCCACCUUUACUGUUUACUGAUUUGUUUUCUCUGAGAGGUCUUUCCCAGUAGUCCCUACUUCUCCCAGCACCCAGACUGUUAACUUUUAGGUAUUCUCUUUGAUAGAUUCAAAUAAGGCUUGAUGACGCUGACAUUUGGGCAGCAGUUUUUAGAUUAGCACAUGGGAUGUAAGAAGACACAUUCUUAGUGAGGUCAUUCAGCACUGUCGUGGCUGCCCAGGCUUUUGGCCAGCACGCUGGGCACUUUUGCCUAAAGGCCAUGUCCGUGUCCCACAAGUUCCAAGAAAUAUAUACACAGCCAUGCACAGACCAACAGAUGUAAUAUUAUGUUGCAGUUUCCAGUGAUGCAAAAUGCAGCUGCAAUUGUGUUUCAAGGAGAAGCCAGUGGGGAUGGCCUUCCCUGCAGAAUGGUGCCGGUCCCGGGCCCCUCCGCAGCCUCGGUCGACCCUCUUCCAUAGUGGUGAGGCCUGGCUCCACCUUGUUACCCUGUACUGUCCAUACCGUUACAGUUCAGUGCACAGGAUUUUCCCUUUCUCAUCAAAAGCCUUUUUGCUCAGUGCUCUGCAGCUUAGUCUCUGCUCAUCAGCUCUUUGGCCUGGUCCUUUAUCAUAAGAUUUAUUGAAUUACACAUGAAAAAAAACUCCCCAAAGCAACAGAAGUACUAGUUUAACUGGCACUGUGGUUAAUUAAAAGGCACAAGGGCGUUAUGGCUUAACAUUUUUGCUGGAUCCCAAGAGAUGCACAUGACAUUAAAAAGGGAUAUAGCAGAAAUACCAAAAUUACAUUUUCAGAGUAAUCAUCUUUGGAUGGUUUGGCCAGGAUUUCCUGAUUUGCUAGUAUCUGGAUUUUCUUCACCACUGUCCUUCAGAGACUUAAUUUACAGGUUUGAGAUCAGUGAUAGCUUGUUUAAUAAUACAUGAUGAGAUAGGUAGUUGAAGUUCAUAAGCUUGGCCAUGCUAACACCAUAAUAGCCACAAUGAACUGUAAGUUUAUCCUUCUAGUGUUUUACGUCACAUAAGCCAUGCUCUAAUUUCUCCUUUUUGCCCAUUGUGCAAUACAGAAAGGUGUUUUCAAGUAUUUGGCUGUAGGUUUUCCCAUCCAUCAUAAGGUUGGCAUUUGGUAAGGAAAGUCUUUUCUGACUCCAGUAUUAAAUUGUAACUAAAUGUCAGACGUUCAUAAAGAACACUCAGGGAAGUGUUUGUUGCCUGGGAUUGGUAAGGAAAGAUGGUUUUCGAAACUUGAAAUUUCACCACUGGCUUUUCCUGUCAUUUCCUUACACCCAGCAAAACAAUCUCCUGUUCUUUGAUUCCUGGCAGAGCUCUGUGGCUUCAGUCUUUUUCUUGAGGGGAAAUAUUGUGUUCCUGAUCCAUUAAGCAACUCGGCAACUUUAAUCUUGAAUUAAAGAAUUUUUUUUUAAAAAA
This is a messenger RNA of Loxodonta africana (African savanna elephant), 3997 nucleotides long. RefSeq names its product thiosulfate sulfurtransferase like domain containing 2 (gene TSTD2). The coding region runs from base 269 to 1756 and encodes 495 amino acids. The record is from RefSeq and is a predicted model, not a curated record. Lineage: Eukaryota; Metazoa; Chordata; Mammalia; Proboscidea; Elephantidae. The transcript has 10 exons.